Molecule: messenger RNA, 3111 nt
Organism: Sinocyclocheilus rhinocerous
Lineage: Eukaryota; Metazoa; Chordata; Actinopteri; Cypriniformes; Cyprinidae
Product: scavenger receptor cysteine-rich type 1 protein M130-like
Exons: 16
Coding region: 1-3111 (1036 amino acids)
Cellular component (GO): membrane
Molecular function (GO): protein binding
Source: RefSeq, a predicted model, not a curated record
AUGGAGGACCCUGCACGUCGAAAAAACUCUCGUCGUGCUUACGUUGGCGGCAGUUUACGAAUCGGCAUCGAGGCUGUCGGCGAGAAUUGUGUGAAUGUGAGGUUGGUUGAUGGUCACAGUCGCUGUGCUGGUAGAGUGGAGGUUCUUCAUAGAGGUCAGUGGGGAACAGUGUGUGAUGAUGACUGGGAUUUGCUUGAUGCUGCAGUGGUGUGUAGAGAGCUGGAGUGUGGAGAACCUGUAGAUGCUCUGGGUGAUGCUCAUUUUGGACCAGGAUCAGGACGAAUCUGGAUGAGUUUUCUUAUGUGUAGGGGUUCAGAGUCCACACUAAAGAACUGUGGGUCAGGAGGAUGGGAUAGACACAACUGUGAUCACAAUAAAGAUGCUGGAGCCAUCUGCUCAGAAGUCAGGCUGGUUGGUGGUUCUCGCUGCUCUGGGAGGUUAGAGAUACUUCAUGAUCAGACGUGGAUGUCAGUGUGUGACGCUGCCUUUGACCAGCAGGAUGCAGAGGUUGUGUGUAGAGAGCUGGACUGUGGGGCUCCUGUACAGGUGCUGGGAGCAGCUGCUUUUGGCAAAGGAGACGCUCAGAUGUGGACACAAGAGAUUCAGUGCAGAGGAAAUGAGUCUCAGAUUCACCUCUGUCCAACAUCCCUUUAUAAAAACCAUUGUUCAGAUGAUAAUUUCCAGGGGCUGUUCUGUGCUGAUAGAAAGAAUGUGAGGUUGGUUGAUGGUAACAGUCCUUGUGCUGGUAGAGUGGAGGUUCUUCAUAGAGGUCAGUGGGGAACAGUGUGUGGUGAUUUCUGGGAUUUGGCUGAUGCUGCAGUGGUGUGUAGAGAGCUGGACUGUGGAGAACCUGUAGAUGCUCUGACUGAUGAUCACUUUGGGCAUGGAUCAGGACCAGUCUGGAUGAGUGCAUUAUGUAUUGGAUCAGAGUCUACACUGAAGAACUGUGGGUCAUCAGGAUGGAGCACAAAUGUCUGUACUCACAAUUCAAAUGCAGGGGUCAUCUGUUCAGGUCAUAAGCCUUCCAGACUUGCUGCUGGAUUUCACCUGUGCUCUGGGAGGCUAGAGAUACUUCAUGAUCAGACGUGGAUGUCAGUGUGUGACGCUGCCUUUGACCAGCAGGAUGCAGAGGUUGUGUGUAGAGAGCUGGACUGUGGGGCUCCUGUACAGGUGCUGGGAGCAGCUGCUUUUGGCAAAGGAGACACUCAGAUGUGGACACAAGAGAUUCAGUGCAGAGGAAAUGAAUCUCAGAUUUCAUUCUGUUCAAUAUCAUCACACAGACACAACUGCAGCAGUGACAAUAAUGUGGGCUUGAAAUGUUCUGGUUACACUGAUCUCAGACUGGUAAAUGGCUCAGACUCUUGUUCUGGAAGAGUGGAGCUUCAGUUCUUCAAUGAGUGGGGCACAGUGUGUGAUGCAUGCUGGGAUAUGAGAGCUGCCAGUGUCCUCUGUAGACAGCUGAAUUGUGGGAUUGCUGUGUCUGUUGUGGGAUCAGACUGGUUUGGAGAAGGAAGUGCUAAAAUCUGGGCUGAUGUGUUUGAUUGUGAUGGGAAUGAAACAAAACUCUCAGAAUGUUCCAUCUCUUCAUGGAGUCGAGCUAAAUGUUCUCAUACUCGAGAUGUUGGAGUCAUCUGCUCUAGUGAGGGGAUUUUAUUGAGCAAAAAUAUUCCCCUCUUGCUCUUCCUGACGGUCUGGUGCAGUUGUCUGGAGAGAGACAGUGUGAGGACAGUGUGUGAUGACUCCUGGGAUAUUAAAGAUGCUCAUGUGGUGUGCAGACAGCUGCAGUGUGGAGUGGCCCUCAGUAACCAGCAGGUACCAGCCUGGUUUGGUCCUGGUUCUGGACCCAUAUGGCUGGAUGAGGUGGAGUGUGAGGGGAAUGAGACAUCCCUGUGGAGCUGCUCUUCUCCAGGCUGGGGAAAACAUGACUGUCAGCACAAGGAGGAUGUUGGAGUUGUGUGCUCAGAUUUUAAGGAAAUCAGGUUAACUGAGGGCUGUGAAGGGAAUGUGGAGGUUUUCUACAAUGGAUCCUGGGGUAAUGUGUGUUACAACCAGAUGGACAGAGACACAGUGAGUCUGAUCUGUCAAGAGCUGAACUGUGGAAGAUCUGGUGAUUUUUCUGAUUCAGUAUCAAGAGUGAAAUCAGCUACUAACUGGCUGGAUGAAGUGAAAUGUCGACCACAUGAUUCAAAUCUGUGGCAGUGUCCAUCUUUACCGUGGGGACAAAAUGACUGUGAUGGAGAUGAAGUGGCCAAAAUCACCUGCUCGGAACAGGAGAGUCAUGAGUCCCCUCGUAGCUAUUUGACAUGCUCUGCAUCUUCCUACCAGAGACAGUGUUCAGAUCAUGUUCCUCUCAGACUGAGUGGAGGGGAGGGCCGGUGCUCUGGGAGGCUGGAGGUGUAUCAUAACGCUGUGUGGGGCUCAGUCUGUGAUGAUCAGUGGGACAUCAGCGAUGCUCAGGUGGUCUGCAGGCAGCUGGGUUGUGGAGCAGCACUGAGGGCUGAUGGGAAUUCAGUCUUUGGUGCUGGUGAAGGUGUUGUGUGGCUGAACAGAGUCGAGUGCAGAGGGAAUGAGAUUCACCUGUGGGACUGUCCUCUCUCCCUGAAUAACCACACUGACUGCUCCCACAAAGAGCACGCUGGACUCAUCUGUGCAGAUUUUACAGAUGUGUCAGUGUCCUCUACUCCUGCCACAACAACAACAGCUUCUCCUCCAGUGCGCUCAACAUCAGUCUCUCCUCCAGCAGCGUCUCUCUCCGUCCCCCCAGUGCUUGUGAUUGUUCUGGGAGUUGUGCUCUUACUGCUCUUAGUGCCACUGCUUAUACUGAUUCAGCAGAACAGAGUGAUGAGGAGAGCUCUCUCUAAGAGGAGACACAGGACGACGACUGAGGCCGUUUAUGAGGAGAUUCAGCACAGACACAAUCACUUCACUCAGAGGGAAUUCCUGACAGAAAACCACAGAGCUGCAGGGCAUCCAGUAGCUCUGAUGAAUCUCGGGGCGAUCCUCCAUCUUAAUGGCACGAUGAAGAAAGCUGAGAGCAGCUACUUCCAUGCGCUGCAGCUCAAACCUCAUAACUCGGUCAGACAGAUGUUGAUGGAACUGGUUAAAACUUGA